CAACGCUCCCUCUUUACCAACAGUCCAAUUGGUGGCUGCGUCGCCUGCGUGGGGUGGGAUUACCAUUACACCCUCUUCCUGGCUCGCAAUGCUGUUUAUGGAUGCUAAAUAUCUUUCAUACAAAAAUAUAAAUCAGUAAAAGUAGCCUAUGUAUUAUAACUGCAGUUGAGAGUAACACCGUCGCGAUGGGUUUGCUGACGAUUUUAAAGAAGAUGAAGCAAAAGGAGCGGGAGAUGAGGCUGCUCAUGUUAGGUCUGGACAACGCGGGGAAGACGACCAUCCUGAAGAAGUUUAACGGAGAAGACGUCAGCACCAUCUCCCCGACGCUGGGCUUCAACAUCAAAACAUUGGAGCACAGAGGGUUUAAAUUGAAUAUUUGGGAUGUAGGGGGUCAGAAGUCACUGCGCUCCUACUGGAGGAACUACUUUGAGAGCACAGAUGGGCUGGUGUGGGUGGUGGACAGUGCUGACAGACUCAGACUGGAGGACUGCAGGCAGGAGCUCAGCUCACUGUUGCUGGAGGAGAGGUUAGCUGGUGCAACACUGCUGGUGUUUGCCAACAAACAGGAUUUACCAGGAGCCCUGUCAAAAGAGGCAAUCCGAGAGGCGCUGGCUCUGGAUGAGAUCAAAAGUCAUCACUGGUGUAUCAUUGGAUGCAGUGCAGUAACAGGAGAGAACUUGUUAGCUGGAGUGGACUGGCUAUUGGAUGAUAUCGCUGCAAGGAUCUUCACCACAGACUGAGUGUGUGUCCCUGAAUGUUAUUGUACUUUUUUUAAACAGUAGCCUUUCAUGGUUGGUGAGCUCUGACACUGCAGGGCUCAUUACAUGUAGGUCUGAAGUAUCCAAAUAUUAACUCAAAUGUCUCUGUUCCAUCAGCUGUUUUAAGUUCAGACAUGAACACAUCUUUGCUGUCUGGAUCAAUGUUUACAGGUGUCACUGGCUUUUUUCAUUUUAUUUAUUUGAUAUUGACAGUUGAGAAAGAUGUCAAAUUCACACACUGUAAAUGGAAGUAAUUUAGGCUUCAGUAUGUUGUCGACAUGAACCUUCUUACAUUUGAUUCUAACUUUAGUGCAUCAGAUUGUCAGAUUUUUUUGCCGUGCUCAAAUGUAUUCUAAUAAAUGUAUACCUACUGAACAGUACAAUCACUA
This is a messenger RNA of Perca flavescens (yellow perch), 1147 nucleotides long. It is a transcript of the gene arl2, whose product is annotated as ADP-ribosylation factor-like 2. The record is from RefSeq and is a predicted model, not a curated record. The coding region runs from base 186 to 740 and encodes 184 amino acids. Gene Ontology annotation, molecular function: GTP binding; GTPase activity. The transcript has 5 exons. Lineage: Eukaryota; Metazoa; Chordata; Actinopteri; Perciformes; Percidae.